Coffea arabica (coffee) is the source of this 1278-nucleotide messenger RNA. The record is from RefSeq and is a predicted model, not a curated record. NCBI's taxonomy places the organism in Eukaryota, Viridiplantae, Streptophyta, Magnoliopsida, Gentianales, Rubiaceae.
UGGCUGUUUCUAUCCGUCUCGGACACGUUUCGACCGAGUUCUCAGUGACUCGAUCGAGUUCUCGGCGAUUCAUUAUCUCAGAGUCAUCUCAUCCCGGUAUCGGAACAGAAAACUCUGUUCUGGUGACGACUCGAUCGAGUCUUUGAACCAUGGAUGUGAUUGAUUGGAUUGGGAUAUCGUAACAAUUUAAUGUUUUAAUGUGGUUGAUCCUCAAAAUGCCAGCAAAAAUAGGCGAAGCAAUUCUGUUGUCUUCCUUUACCUGCAUCACUGGUACAGAAUCAGGAGUAUUAUUACAUUGACUAAUCAUGGAGGAAUUCACAUUACUCAGAAGUUGAAAAACCAUUUCGCUAGAUCAUGGUUGUGUUUCACUUUUGUUUUCUUGCUUAGGAGGUCGGCCCCUCUUCCAUGUCUUGUUUUUGUAGGCUAAAUUGAAAGCUAUAAAAUGAGCAAUACAAAAUUAGUAACUUUUAGGCAAGUUGCUAAGAGUGAGCACUAAAAUUUGAACCCAAUAUUGGCCUACCAUGCAUAGAUAAUGGCCAUUCAAAACUAAUUUAAGCAAUAAAACCUCAUGUUUCAUUUACCAGAAGAAAGCUUGGAUGAACACAUAAAUUAUUAAGAUAUUGGGUGGAAACAUGGUGGACCUGCAGUAAUCUUUGCACUUGCUCAAAAUUGUUCAAUGAGUAAAGAUCUAAUCAUGUAAACUUGCUCGAAAGAAGUCGGUGGCGUUGAAAAGACUCGUAUUUACUGGUUUAUCCUUCCAAUCUGCAUCUUUGAAGUGGCCAUUUGAGGUCAAAUUAAGUCCUUGAAUGUUUAAGGUGGAUUUUGAGGUGAGUGACUGCCAGUGCUUUGCUCAACUUUAAUUUGUACAGCGUUCCCUCCCUCUUUUACCAGUACCUUUUGCUUUUGAUCAUGAUCGCGUUUGUCCACCACCAACAACCGCUGACCAAGUUAAAUAACAGACUUCCUCAGACCCCCUCUUCCCCACUAGAUUUCCCCGUCCCUGCAUCAGAGACUUUCAGAAGCUUUCACAGAGAGAAUGAGGGAGAGAGGAGAAAUUUCUCAUGUCAUGGCAAGAAAUAUGCACGAAUCUUGUUUCUUUCGUUAGCUCUAGCUUCUCUGUUACAGAAGCAAGAUAAUAGACAUGAAGAAAUGUCUGCGCACGGGAACCAAACUGCAUUCUCCACUCCAGUCUACUACAGCAAUACUGACUUAAAGUAAGACAAUGUACAAACUUCAGAUAACUCACACUUUCUGAAAAUUUUGGGCUGGGAAUAGUAG